Messenger RNA from Solanum tuberosum (potato), 1848 nucleotides. RefSeq names its product F-box protein At5g46170. Gene Ontology annotation, molecular function: protein binding. The transcript has 2 exons. NCBI's taxonomy places the organism in Eukaryota, Viridiplantae, Streptophyta, Magnoliopsida, Solanales, Solanaceae. The record is from RefSeq and is a predicted model, not a curated record. The coding region runs from base 179 to 1348 and encodes 389 amino acids.
GAAAAAGCAAUAUAGAGACUUUAUCCCCAAACUCCCAUGGUAUCCUUGUUUCUUCUCUACCCAUCUCUCAUUUCACUCUCUUUCUCUCUGUAACACACAAACAACUCUGUUUCUUCUUCUUCCUUCUUCCCUUCUUCUUCUCACAAAGAGUCUUUAGUUUAUCAGAAAUUUCUUGAAUAUGGGUUCAUCCAAGUCAGAUCUGAGGUCAACGAUCUACCCAGAACCUGUUGACCACUUCGACCAGCUACCUGAUCCAGUUCUUCUCUUGAUUUUCAACAAGAUCGGUGAUGUUAAAACUCUAGGAAGAUGUUGUGGAGUUUGUAGCAGGUUUCAUUCACUUGUUCCUCAAGUUGAUAACGUUGUUGUUCGUGUUGAUUGUGUUAUCUCUGAUGAUGAUGAUGCAUCGUCGUCAUCUUCUUCUUCUUCUUCAUCUUCUGCUGCCUCUUCUGAUAAGUCACGUCACCCCAUUUCUUCCCUUUUUCGACUUGUUUUCCUUGGUCUUGUUAAACCCUUUCAAUCCCUUACUCAGUUGAUCUCCAUUUCUUCAAGGCGAUGUACUGCUUCAUCCUCUCUUGUUGAUGAUGAUUUUGAGCAAAAUUCUGUUACCCAUCACUCCCCUACACAGGUUUUGAAGAAUUUUGAUGAAAUUAAGUUGCUUAGGAUUGAGUUGCCUAGUGGGGAAUUGGGUAUUGAUGAAGGUGCUUUGCUCAAGUGGAGAGCUGAUUUUGGUUCUACUCUUGAUAAUUGUGUUAUUCUUGGGGCGUCUUCGGUGAUUCAACCGGUAAGUAUUGGUGAUUUAGUCGAGGAACAGUGUGGAAUUGGAAGUAACAGUAAUAUUUUGGGUGAUGGUAAUGGAGAAACAGAUAAUGGGAGCAUACCUGAGUCGUUUUACACUAAUGGGGGUUUGAAGUUGCGUGUUGUGUGGACGAUUAGUUCUUUGAUAGCAGCUUCUGCAAGGCAUUAUCUGCUGCAGCCAAUUAUAGCAGAGCAUAAGAAGCUUGAGAGUUUGGUUUUGACGGAUGUUGAUGGGCAAGGAGUAUUGUGUAUGAACAGGGAGCAGCUGGAGGAGUUGAGAGUGAAGCCUCUUUCAGCUUCAUCAGCCUCGAAAAGGACAAUGGUGCCAGCACUGAACAUGAGGUUGUGGUACGCCCCACAUUUAGAGUUACCUGAUGGGACAGUGCUUAAAGGGGCGACAUUGGUAGCAAUUAGGCCUAGUGAGCAACCUAAGAAAGAGGUGGUUGGGCCAGAUGGGAAUUGGGUGGCAGCAGCAUUUGAGGAGCCCUAUGGGACGGCUGCAAGGAUGUUAGUUAAGAGGAGGACUUAUUGUUUGGAGAUGAACUCGUUCUGAAUAGAAUUAAAGUGGUCAAGGGAGUUCCUUGAAUUGAUGACAGAGGGAAAACUAAGAAAGGUGGAUUAACUCAUACUGAAAAGGAGCGGAAAAGAGAAUUUUGUUGAGCUAGCUCACCCUGAGUUGUUUGAACAAGCCAGUCUUGCUUCUAGAGAUGAAAUGCCAGUUGCUGGCUGGCUAACUAUGCGCUUUAAAUCAGCCCGUGUCAUGCAUGUUGAUGGGCAUCUGCUUAUGUUUUAGUUUGGGGCAUAUACUUCUAAGAAUGCACAAAGUGCUUCCGUUUCAUUUAACAGUUAGCCAAGUGCCUUAGACUUUAUAGCGAUACACAUUUGAUAGUCCUCUUUCUGUAAAUAUUAUAGUUAUGGAUAUCAUAUGCUGUGUCAUGUACCUUUUAUGGUUUUAUUGAGCAAUGAAAUGUACGUUUUGCUACAUUUGUGCCAAGUUUAUUCACUUAUUUGCUUACAGUGUUGUGUGAAAUGGUAAACUAUCCUUUUCAUAAA